Molecule: messenger RNA, 1536 nt
Organism: Dictyostelium purpureum
Lineage: Eukaryota; Evosea; Eumycetozoa; Dictyosteliales; Dictyosteliaceae
Exons: 4
Coding region: 1-1536 (511 amino acids)
Molecular function (GO): zinc ion binding; NAD+ binding
Source: RefSeq, a predicted model, not a curated record
AUGGUAUUUGCAGUCAAUCCAAUUGCAUGUAAACACUUGGUCGAAGAGUUUGAUAGUUGUAUAAAUAUUUCAGUUUUUGAUAAUUCAAACCUUUCAUCGCCACAAUGUAAUGUUUGUAACGAUAAAAGUGAAAAUUGGAUAUGUUUAAGAUGUGGUACAGUAUCAUGCUCAAGACACGUUAAUGGACAUGCAGGUGAACAUUAUGAAUCAACAGGUCACCCCAUAUCAGCCUCAUUUAUUGACCAUAGCUUUUGGUGCUAUACUUGCGAUACAUAUGUAUACGAUAGAUGCCUACACGAAGUCGAGGAUAUUUUAGGUACAAUUAAAUUCUUUUCAAAGAAAGAAAAUGUGGACAAUACAGGCAGCAAUGAAAAGGAUAUUGAGGAAGAUAAGGUUAAUGACGAUAAAACAACAACUACCACAACAACAACAACAACUACUACAACCACAACAACAUCUGAAUCAACAACAACUACCACCACUACACAAACUAUACCACAAAAACCAACACCACCAUUACCAACUUUAGAUGAUUAUGUUGAUAAAAUUAUAAAUAGUGACGAAGAUGAUUCAUCAUCAUCAUCUGAUGAAGAGGUAACCCCAACAUUAGUUCAAAGAAUGAAGGAAAUGUUUUUUGGUAGAAGUAGCGGUAAAACUGAAACAACACCAUCAAGUGGUUUAAAACAACCAACCAUUGAAGAAGUUGCAAACUAUAUAAACUCUGGCAAAUGUAAAAAUAUUAUUGUGAUGACUGGUGCUGGUAUUAGUGUUGCUGCUGGUAUUCCUGACUUUAGAUCACCAAAAACUGGUCUCUAUCAAAAACUUGGACAAUAUAAUUUACCAUACCCAGAAGCAAUUUUUGAAAUCGAUUUUUUCAAAAAUAAUCCAAAGCCAUUUUAUGUUUUAUCAAAAGAAUUAUAUCCAGGAUCAUUUAAUCCAACACCUGUACAUUAUUUUAUUAAAUUAUUAAAUGAUAAAGGUUUACUUUUAAGAAAUUUUACUCAAAAUAUUGAUACAUUGGAGCGUGUAGCUGGAAUUCCUUCCGAAAAAUUAGUUGAAGCACAUGGAUCUUUUGCAUCUUCAAAAUGUGUUACCUGCAGACAAUCCCACACCACAGAAUAUGUGAGAGAAAAGGUAUUUAGUGAUUCAAUCCCAUACUGCAAAGAAACAAUAGAAUGUAAAGGUGUCGUCAAACCUGAUAUUGUAUUUUUUGGUGAAUCAUUACCAUCACGUUUUAACGAGUGUGUUAGAGAGGAUUUCCCUAAAUGCGACCUAUUAAUUGUUAUUGGUACAUCACUCAAAGUUCAACCAUUUGCCUCAUUAAUCAACUUUGCUAAAGAUAUCCCACGUGUAUUAAUUAAUUUCGAAGAAGUUGGUGCCAAUCCUUAUGGAGGUUUUAAAUUCAAUGACCCAUCAAAUAAAAAUGAUGUAAAAUAUAUUGGUGAUUGUCAAGUUUUAAUCGAGCAAUUUAUUAAAUUAUUGGGAUGGGAAAAUGACUUUGAACAAAUUUUAAACCAAUCAAAAAAUAAAAAAUAA